UGAGAUGUACUUGGCACUUGCAAACCAGAGCAACCAAUCCAUUGCCUAUGAGUUUAUCUUCCGGGCAUUCUCCACCAUUCCUGAGAUCCAGCGUCUCCUCUUCACGUUCUUCCUUCUGCUCUACCUCACCAUCCUCUUUGGCAAUGUCUCCAUCAUCUGGGUGGCCUGCACAGAUCAUUCCCUCCGCGUCCCCAUGUAUUUCUUCCUGGGCAACCUCUCUUUUCUGGAGAUCUGUUACACCACUGUAACAGUGCCUCAACUGCUGUCUAGCAUCUUAGAUGCCCACAAACCAAUCCCAUUUGCAAGCUGUGGCAUACAGAUGUUCUUCUUUGUAGCACUCGGCAGCACAGACUGUUUCCUGCUGGCCGUCAUGGCAUAUGACCGUUACGUUGCCAUUUGCCACCCACUUCGCUACAGCCUCAUCAUGACCUGGCAGGUAUGCACAUGGCUAGUGGCUGGCUCACUGAUCCUUGCACUUGUGUUGUCAUUGGAGCUGACUGUGUUGAUCUUCACCUUGCCUUUCUGUGGCCACCAGCCCGAAAUCAACCAUUUCCUGUGUGAUGUGCCACCUGUGUUGCGCCUGGCAUGUGCUGACACCCGUGUCCACCAGACUGUGCUGUACAGUGUUGGUGUCAUGGUCCUGACUAUUCCCUUCAUUCUAAUAUGCAUCUCCUACAUCUUCAUUGUGACUGCCAUCUUGCGGAUCCGCUCAACAACUGGGCGGCAACAGGCCUUCUCCACCUGCUCCUCCCACUUGACAGUGGUGAUCAUACAGUAUGGGUGCUGCAGCCUUGUCUACCUGCGCCCCAAGACAGAUUCAUCAGAGGAUGACGACCGCCAUCUUGCUCUCAUAUACACUUUUGUCACCCCACUGCUAAACCCCCUCAUCUACAGCCUGAGGAACAAGGAUGUCAAGCAGGCUCUAAAGAAGGCCAUGGUGGGAACUAAUGACUCUCAGGUCUGAUUCCUAUUGAUAUGGGAAAUCCAGUACCAAACAUUCCACAGAAUCAUCUACCAUGUCUAAGAAACAGGAGGCAGAAUGAGGUUAUGCAAUGAAGGGAAAACGAGUGAGGUCCUAACUAAAGAAGAAUGGCAACUUA
Lacerta agilis (Sand lizard) is the source of this 1100-nucleotide messenger RNA. RefSeq names its product olfactory receptor 10Q1-like. The record is from RefSeq and is a predicted model, not a curated record. Gene Ontology annotation, molecular function: olfactory receptor activity; G protein-coupled receptor activity. Gene Ontology annotation, biological process: G protein-coupled receptor signaling pathway. The coding region runs from base 5 to 964 and encodes 319 amino acids. Gene Ontology annotation, cellular component: membrane. Lineage: Eukaryota; Metazoa; Chordata; Lepidosauria; Squamata; Lacertidae. The transcript has a single exon.